Messenger RNA from Lachancea dasiensis, 2541 nucleotides. Lineage: Eukaryota; Fungi; Ascomycota; Saccharomycetes; Saccharomycetales; Saccharomycetaceae. The record is from the annotation of a GenBank genome assembly.
AUGGACUUAAAGGCUAACCUGUUAUACAUUAUUCGCGAGUUAGUCUCUUCGAGCCUCCCUGAUGCGUUGAUAACGGGUCUGCAAGAAGAGGCGAGCGCUGUUGUAGCAUCACCGUCGGUUUCGGUGGAACAGAUGACUAGGAUAGUGAACAAAUACAAAAAAAGGGCCAUCCAGACUAUGGAUAGCUUAUCCCGAUGGCAAAAGCUAGAGGGUCUUCUACAGCUGGUGACUACAUCGCCUAACGAGGAGGAAGCGUCAGCAUAUGUCCAGUUGAUGAGGAACACGCUGCUUGAUGUCCAUUCGCCGCAUCAUCAAAGGUCUCCUCGCAUGUCACAGGAUUCAGUACUAAGCUCACACCUUUUAAGUACGCAUGAUAACCUGGUGACACCCAUCAAAGGCUCCAGGAACUCACCUGGGUACGCGGAGUCCUUUGAGAACAUUGACCGUUACUCUGACAGACGGUCGAUAGUUUCCUCGAACUAUGGGAUGAUGGCAGGGGCUCGACAUGAUAUGGUCACAUUGUCAAGUUUAGCCGAUCCCUAUUUUAGUGCCACCGCGAACGAGCUGGAAAUUCGUGAAUGCUUGCCAUUCACAUUAUUGGCCACUACUUCACAUAUGUUUUCUUUCGAUAAAAGUGGAAUUCACAUACCGACGUCCGUGCCAAAUGGUGAAAGUGGAAUGCUGCACAUCCUAUUCGAAGCUGGGCUUCUUUAUUGCUUUCUCCAGAAACAGGUGGAGGUUCACCGAGCUGAAAGCAACGUGUCCCCUUUAAAAGUUGCAUUCUUAUCGUUCGUGGACGAUCGUGUACACGAGUACAUGAUAAGAAUCAAUCAGAUAUCAAACAGUCCUCAAAUUCAGUCCCUGAAGGCCUUUUACGUUGAGAUUGUUGAGUGGCUAGUUGAAUUCCGCAUCUAUUAUAAGCUGGUGACUGACUUUCACAAAAUGAGGGGAGACCAAUUAGUCUCUCGUAUUUAUGACCUCAAGGAGCACGGCGAUCUCACCGUCCAACGCGUGUUUAAAUCACUGUAUUGCUCACUUGCCCUUCUCUACUAUGAAUAUCUGGCCAACUGGCUUACUCGGGGACAAUUAGAGACAUAUCAGGAGUUUUUCAUUGAACGGAUUGAGCCGUCAAAACACGAUUCUGCCAAUUUAAAAUUGAAUUCUGAGAAGAUACCAAGUUUUAUACCGCUAACAACGGCCGAGGAAAUUUUUAUUAUCGGAAAGACCUACCUUUAUUUGGAAAAGGAUUGCCUGGAGAUCCAGUGGACAAAUGGAAAUAACCAGAAGUACACCAGAAUAUAUGACACUUUGAAAGGCAGCGAGCUAUCCUUAGAAUUUCGGAAGACAGUUCACUAUCAUUAUUUUGAGAUUACCUCAUUCUGUAGAGAAACAUUGGAGGACAAAUUUUCCUUUCGGAAGGUACUUCAGAUGCUACGGGAUGUUCUUUUCAUGGGAAAAGGUGAUUUUAUAGAUCAGAUGAUUCACAACUCAGCAGAUUUCCUUCAGCAGCCUUCAGCAACACUUCCAAGCUACAAGCUGACCAGAUGCCUACACGAGUCAAUAAAGCAGUCAUCAUUGAAGUUUAUGCUUGGAACAAGUCAAAUGAGUAAGAUUGUUGAUGGCAUUGAUGCCAGAGUGUUAGAGCUUGGCCAUGGGUCCAUUGGUUGGGACGUUUUCACACUAGAUUAUCUGGCUGAAAGGCCACUCGCUACUCUCCUAAAUUUUAAGCAAACUGGCGGGCGAAAUGAAUACUUAAGAAUAUUCAAUUUUUUAUGGAGGAUUAAGAAGAACAAUUACUUCUUUCAAAAUGAAUGGUUACGAAAUAAUUCUCUCAUGCGAGAUUUCAGACAGUUGCGCCGAAAUAGGCCAUUCAUGAGAGAUGUCUUGAGGAAAAUGUCAAAAAUUAACGCCCUGAAGUUUAAUGUUCUACACAUAAAUCGCAAGUUAGAGAACCAUUGUUUUCGCUACAUUAUCGAAGAAAAUUAUGCUUGCAUGCAAAUGAAAAUGACGGACGACAAUCGGCCUGUUAAAAGUACCAUGAAAAUCACCCAAAUAAAAAAUGGUCUGAGAGUUGUACAGGGGAUAUUAAAACCUAACCCAUUGUUGAUUUCAAAAAUCACGUCUGACAAUUCGACAGGUCAACAAGAAACUUCUUUCAGCAUAGAUGAGCUUCAAGAAAUACACGACGAUUAUCUUCAGCAAAUCAUCAAUCAUAGAUUGCUCGAUUCCACUUCACAGAACAGUAAAAAAGGUGCUUUUUCAAAUCAAUAUUAUCCUUCUACUUUAAUUAUGUUACUGGGGGACAUUUAUGGAUUCAUUGUUCUUUAUUCGAAUUUUAACGACAUCAUUCAUGAACUCCUGAUAGUACUGAGCUUGCAAUCCGGUAGUGAGGUUACUAAGCUACUUACGAGCUUCAAUACUCUUCUGUCCGAUAUUGUUACUAACUAUAAACGAAUUCAAAGUAUCGCGUACUACCUUAUUAAAGAUCUAAAAGCUGAUGGUGAUACAGAAUUACUAAGUCUAAGUAAAAUUCUUCGAUAA